AUGAGUUCUCCUGCUACUGACCCAAGAGGUGUGCCCAGGGGAAGGUGUACCAGUUGUGAGUGCCCUGGGUAUCAAGGUGGAACUGCUGGACUGAAGUGCAGCAUCUGCACACACCCACCAGGGAAGCAUCAGAACCUCUCACUGGGAUCCGGACCUACUACCCAGUCCUAUGGUUUAAGCCGACCAAGCAAUAACAGCGAUGCCUAUGGUGGAUUCAGUUCUUCAUAUGUGUACAGGGUACGGUUCAAGUACUGCAGUCCAGCGUGUAGAGACCAGCACUUGCUACCCACAGAGAGGCGGGGUCUACAGGAACACCUGAAUGCCUUUGAGUAUGAGGUGAAGUUACCUGUAUCUGAUAAAAAGCGUGGAACUGGAGCACACACAGCUGGUGGAGAGUCAGAGCACCAAUCAACUCAAGCAUCAGGAGGGAGGGAUUCUUAUAGUACUGUUUUGUCAUCAGGUAGCCAAGCAACUUCAAGAUCCUCCAGCUCAGGAAGGCAAACGACACUCAAAUUGGUUUUUCAAAAAAGUCCAUCAAAUGAUAUUGGCCUCAUUGUCAGUGAAGAGAUAUACAGAUGUCAAACAUUUUUUGGGCUGCUGGUGCUUGGAUUUGAAUACAAUACUAAAGCUGAACACCUAAUUACGAGUGGUGAAGUACGUGUGCUGGAUGUGAUCACUUCAUUGAACGACAAAGAAGUUCACCCGUCAACCUAUAAUAAGGAAGUGAGUAAGAACAGAUCAUGUUCUCUGGAACUGAAAAGAUGGAUUUCACUUCCUCAACUGAAGCCACUUAUGGACAAAGCCGAAUUCUCCAACCCAACAUCUCUUGUUGCUGUAAUGAAUCCAAAAGAUUAUCCCAAUUGUUCCACUGAAAAAGGAUUUGGACUGGGAGUCGCUUCUCUUCUUAGUACCACCUCUGUGGUUUCUGUGACAGCAAACACACCAGCACGAUUCAGCAGACUAGAGUAUGGAGAUGAGAUAAUAGCCUAUGGGUUUGUGAAGAAGAACAAGCUAGAAAUUGGGAAGGAUGCAUUGAGUCUGACGACCAAUCUGGAAGAAGCUGCAAAAGAUGGAAAAACACUUGUCCUAGUAGUUAAGAGACCAGUGAUAAUUAACUUGUAGAUUAAGAAUAACUGUAUCAAAGUGAAACUAUAUAAUUAUAUGAUUAGUAAUAAUUGUGUAUAAAGAAGUCAUUUGAAUGUA
Halichondria panicea is the source of this 1203-nucleotide messenger RNA. RefSeq lists its product as uncharacterized. The transcript is spliced from 7 exons. The record is from RefSeq and is a predicted model, not a curated record. Lineage: Eukaryota; Metazoa; Porifera; Demospongiae; Suberitida; Halichondriidae. Bases 1 to 1122 code for a protein of 373 amino acids.